AUUUCUUUAUAGAGUAUGUCAAAGAUUGAAAGUAUUCCAUAGCAUUUGCUGUUUUUCUUAAGUAUGAAGACACUGACGGCCUUUUCGCUGUUUUUUAUGGCGAAGCUCUGCCUUGGUGACAAUUCAUACACGACAAAGUAUGAUGGUAUAAAUUUGGAUGAAAUUCUAGCCAGCCAUCGGUUGUUAACUGGGUAUAUCAAUUGUCUAUUGGACAAGGGACCUUGUUCUCCUGAUGGAAAGGAAUUGAAAAAUAACUUGCCCGAGGCAAUUGAUAACGACUGCCAUAAAUGUACCCAAAGGCAAAAAGAGGGAGCUGAUAAGGUCAUGCAUUUCAUUAUAGAUAAUAGACCAGAAGAUUGGGAUAAACUGGAAGAAAAAUACAAUUCUGAUGGUUCUUACAAACUGAAAUAUUUAACAACAAAACUGUCGGAAAAUAGCGAGGAUGUAAGUAAAAAUUAUGAUGAAGACGACGAGGAAGUGAAUGGGAGUCGUGAUCAUACAAGCGACAAUGACCACGAUACGGAGAUGGAAAACCAUUAAUAAUUACGAACUGAAAAUUUAAUGAAGUAUAAAGAAAUUUCAAAUUAAGAAUGUUUGAAAUAAAUAGUUAGACAAA
Danaus plexippus (monarch butterfly) is the source of this 616-nucleotide messenger RNA. RefSeq names its product ejaculatory bulb-specific protein 3-like. NCBI's taxonomy places the organism in Eukaryota, Metazoa, Arthropoda, Insecta, Lepidoptera, Nymphalidae. The transcript is spliced from 4 exons. Bases 64 to 540 code for a protein of 158 amino acids. The record is from RefSeq and is a predicted model, not a curated record.